AUGUUAAGAACCGUACUCUCUCGUGGUCUUCAGCAGGUUCGCUCUGCCUCAACUCCAGCAGGACUCAGAGAUGUUUCUCCCAAAUAUACUCAGCUCUUCAUCAACAAUGAGUUCGUGAACAGCGUUAGCGGAAAGACGUUCGAGACUUAUAAUCCUGCCACUGGCAAAUUGAUCACUAAUGUCCAAGAAGGAGACAAAGCUGAUGUUGAUAAGGCUGUUCAAGCUGCUGCACAAGCUUUCAGACUUGGUGCUCCAUGGCGUCGUAUGGAUGCUGCACAAAGAGGUGUCUUGCUCAAUAAGUUAGCUGAUCUAAUGGAGCGUGAUCGUGUUAUCCUUGCGUCUCUGGAAACCUUGGAUAAUGGUAAACCAUACAAUGUUGCUUACCAUGGUGACCUUGCUCUCUCAAUCGCUUGUCUCAGAUAUUACGCCGGAUGGGCUGAUAAGAAUCACGGUAAAACUAUUCCCGUAGCUGGUGACCACUUCACUUAUACCCGCCACGAACCAGUUGGAGUCUGCGGUCAAAUCAUUCCAUGGAACUUCCCUCUUCUCAUGCAAGCAUGGAAAUUGGGCCCUGCUUUGGCUAUGGGAAAUACUGUUGUUAUGAAAGUUGCUGAACAAACCCCUCUGUCUGCACUCCAUGUUGCUAGUCUUAUUAAGGAGGCUGGAUUCCCGGAAGGUGUUGUUAAUAUCAUCCCAGGAAUGGGACCAACUGCUGGACACGCUAUUUCUAGUCAUCCUGGUAUCGACAAAGUUGCGUUCACUGGAUCAACUGAAGUAGGUAGACUCGUAAUGAAAGCUGCCGCCGAGAGCAACAUCAAGAAAGUUACUCUUGAACUAGGAGGAAAAAGUCCCAAUAUUAUCUUCGCAGAUGCUGAUGUUGCUCAAGCCGCUCAACAGGCUCACCAUGGAUUGUUCUUCAAUCAAGGUCAAUGCUGUUGUGCUGGAUCUCGUACUUUCGUUGAAGGAAAGAUCUAUGAUGAAUUUGUUGCACGCUCUAAAGAACUCGCUGAAAAGAUGGUCAUUGGAGACCCAUUCGACUUAAAGACAACUCACGGUCCUCAAGUUGAUCAAAAUCAAGUCAAAACCGUUUUGCGUUACAUUGAGCAAGGAAAGAAGGAAGGCGCACAGUUGGUCACUGGUGGAGACACAUGGGGCUCAGAAGGAAACUUCGUCAAGCCAACUGUUUUUGCUAACGUGCAUGAUCAAAUGACCAUUGCCCAGGAAGAAAUCUUUGGACCUGUGAUGAGUAUCAUUCGUUUUGAUACCACUGAUGAUCUCAUUGAGAAAGCCAAUAAUACUAUUUAUGGAUUAGCUGCUGCUGUUGUCACUAAGGACUUAGACAAGGCCUUGCACGUAGCUAACAACAUUAGAGCUGGUUCCGUUUGGGUUAAUUGUUACGACGUAUUCGAUGCUGCUGCACCUUUCGGUGGUUACAAGCAGUCUGGAAUCGGCCGCGAACUCGGAGAAUACGGACUUGAGGCGUACACUGAAGUGAAGACCGUCACCAUUAAAGUCCCUCAAAAGAAUUCUUAA
Molecule: messenger RNA, 1533 nt
Organism: Auanema sp. JU1783
Lineage: Eukaryota; Metazoa; Nematoda; Chromadorea; Rhabditida; Rhabditidae
Source: the annotation of a GenBank genome assembly